Messenger RNA from Herpailurus yagouaroundi (jaguarundi), 819 nucleotides. RefSeq lists its product as uncharacterized. The transcript is spliced from 3 exons. Lineage: Eukaryota; Metazoa; Chordata; Mammalia; Carnivora; Felidae. Bases 1 to 819 code for a protein of 272 amino acids. The record is from RefSeq and is a predicted model, not a curated record.
AUGUCCCGCGGCGGCGUCAAGAGUAGGGUGGAUGCCAAGUGCAAGUGGGAAGGGUGUUUUGCGCCCAGUGAAGGCGGGCUUGACUUCCAUAUCGGGGAGACCACAAAGAGCUUUAUUGAAGAGAUUCCGGACGAGACUAUAAUUAUAGGUGCGGGCGGAGGGGGAGAGUGUGGAACAAGACCUUGGGGUGGGGAGAGUCAGCUCUUCCAGAGCCGGGAGCAGCCGGUCUCGCCGCGUGCUGGCGUGGGCCGAGUCCAUGCCACCUCGCGCUCAUCUGACCUCCAGGAAACUACCGGACGCAGCUGUAUGACAAGCAGCGGAGGAGUACCAGCCGGCCACCCCCGGGCUCGGCAUGUUCGUGGAAGUGAAGGACCCAGAGGACAAGGGCCAAACGAAAUAACAAAGAGAAGCCGAAGUAGAGAGAAAACCUCCAACUUCUAUGAAAUCUUGACGAUGCACACAGUCAUAAACUGCUGCCACAAUACACUAGACUAUGGAUCAAAUCCAGGAAGGACACGAAGGGCAGACUCAGACCUCUGUUCAUUUCACACUGCGCGCAGAGACCUCCAAAACGGGGCGACCCUGGCCCAAGACCCCAAUACUCCUUUACUAGCGGGCCCCUGGGACACCGAACCACCUUCGGAGAGAAGUCAUCAGGGCAGUGCUCCGGCAGCAACACUCGCGUGGAUGAUGUCCGGUACUGAUGAGAGUGCGGGGGGCGGGGAGUGGAGGAGGGGGGGAGGGGAGACCGGGGACCAUACAGACCAGGGUAGACCAGAUUUACCAAUGGAUGGGUUUCAGGUGGCAAAGACGUGGUAA